This is a messenger RNA of Nematolebias whitei (Rio pearlfish), 1009 nucleotides long. Its product is annotated as microfibril-associated glycoprotein 4. The transcript is spliced from 5 exons. The coding region runs from base 20 to 766 and encodes 248 amino acids. NCBI's taxonomy places the organism in Eukaryota, Metazoa, Chordata, Actinopteri, Cyprinodontiformes, Rivulidae. Gene Ontology annotation, biological process: elastic fiber assembly. The record is from RefSeq and is a predicted model, not a curated record.
UGAACUUCCCACUCCAGGAAUGACAAUGCAGGUGACACUACUUCUUGGUCUGCUGGGUUUUGUGGCCUCAGUUCACUCUAAUUCACAGUUUUACCUGCCAGUCGACUGUGAUGGCAUCUAUAGCCACAACAAUUCAAGCUCCAGCGGGGUGUACAGGAUCUACCCCGGGGGUCCGACCACACCGCUGCACGUCUACUGCGACAUGGAUACAGAUGGGGGCAGGUGGACCGUGUUCCUCAGGAGGAUGGAUGGGACAGAGAGCUUCUUCAGGCCAUGGAAGCAUUAUAAGUCUGGGUUUGGCAACGUAGCUGGAGAAUACUGGAUGGGCCUGGAACACAUUUUCCUGUUAACACAGAGAAAGGAGAAUGAGCUGAGAGUUGACAUGCAGGACUGGGAGGGUGGAGCUGCUUCUGCAGAGUACUCCUCCUUCUCAAUCGAUUCUGAGAACAACGGCUAUGCGCUGCACCUGGGCAGUUUCAUUGGUGGAGCAGCAGGCGACAGUUUGACAAAUCAGGGCUCUGCAAAGUUCACCACCUUUGACAAAGACCAGGACACGUGGGAGAAAAACUGUGCCCAGCAUUACCUGGGAGGAUUCUGGUACAACGCCUGCCACAUGGCCAAUCCCACCGGCAUGUAUGCGCCUCACGGAGCCAUCGGCUUCGAAAAUGCUCAAGUGGUUUGGCAAACGUGGAAAGGCUGGAACUACUCCCUGAAGACCAUCGCCAUGAAGAUCCGACCGGUGGUGAAAUGCUCGUGCACACAGUGACCUGGUUAGCAUGACAUCAACAGGGUUGUUGUAAGACUUCAUUCUUCACCACAGGAGGGCUGUGUGCUUGCUGCAUUUUGCCAUGUUUGGAAAAAAUGUGUUUACAUAUUUUAAAUUUCCAAUAUAUUCUGAUUAUUAUUGAGCAUUGGAUGAUAAUUCUCUUAACAGCAAACAUAAUUAGAGCCGUGAAGGCGGAAGCUGUUUCAAGUUUUAGAAAUUAGAAGUAAAACUUUUCUCUGUCAA